ACUUUUUUGCAUGUGUAUGAACAUUGCAGGAAAUGCUUCAGAGAGCAUCAGAAGAAUUCUUUCCGAAGACGGAAAGUGCAGUUGAAGAGAUGGAUACCUCAGACACCCAGUGGGGCUGGUUUUAUUUGGCUGAGUGUGGUAAAUGGCAUAUGUUUCAGACUGAUUCAAACAGUCAUUGCUCAGUUAGCAGUGAAGAUAUUGAAAGGAGCUUCAGAACAAACCCUCAUGGAUCUGUUUCUUUUACUACUGCAAAAUUUAACUACACGUUAGACUUUUCAGUGAUGAAACAAACCAAUCUAACUACUCUUAAGCAACGUCCAAUAAAGCGAGCCCCCUUUUCUAUCAGUGCUUUCAGUUUCAUCUGUGAAAAUGAGGCUAUCCCUAUGCCUUCACACUGGGAGAAUGUAAAUACUGAGGAGCCAUACCAGCUUAUUCCUUUGCAAAAGAAAACAAAUGAAUAUAAUGAAGUUUCUAAUCUCUUUGGAAAAACAAUGGAUAGCCACCGAAUUAAAAGAAUUAAGAGAAUACAAAAUCUAGACUUGUGGGAGUUUUUUUGCAGGAAAAAAGCUCAACUAAAGAAGAAAAGAGGUGUCCCCACUAUUAAUGAGCAGAUGUUAUUUCAUGGCACCAGUAAUGAAUUUGUUGAAGCAAUAUGUAUUCAUAACUUUGACUGGAGGAUAAAUGGCAUGCAUGCUGCUGUAUAUGGAAAAGGGACCUAUUUUGCAAGAGAUGCGUCAUAUUCCAGUCGUUUCUGCAAAGAAGAUAUAAAGCAUGGAGAUACUUUUCAAAUUCAUGGUGUGAAUCUGCAACCUCAUCUGCACAGACCAGAUAAAGUCAUGUUUCUUGCUCGUGUAUUAACUGGUGACUAUAUCAAUGGUGAUUCAAAAUACAUGAGGCCUCCUUCGAAAGAUGGAAGUUUUGUGAACUUGUAUGACAGCUGUGUGGAUAAUACCUGGAACCCAAAGAUCUUUGUUAUCUUUGAUGCCAACCAAAUCUAUCCUGAGUAUUUAAUAGAGUUCUGCUAAGUCUGAAAGGAGCUGGACGGAAUAUUUGCUUGUGUCUUUUUUGAUAUUUUGUUCCUUUUGCAAAGACAACAAUAUAAAAACUUGAAGAAUGAAAGGACAGAGGUGAAGGGGGGGGGAAGCAUAUGCUGGAGGUGGAGCUGUUAAAUACUUAAAAGACAUUGUCCAACACCUUUUAAAAAUCUGUAAAUAAACUUUACUGAUACAUUUUUCAAAUGUAGGGAUUACAACAAAUUUGAAAUGCUUAGUGAGCCUUAAAUAAAUUGGGCAUUGGUAAGUUUUCAAAGACAAGAUUUAUGUUCUGAUUUUUUUUUUAAAUAUAUUACAAGUAUUUAUUUAUGUGGUAAAAAUAUGCCGAUGAUGCAGUAUGCAUAUGAAUGAAACUAAUCUUUUAUAAAGAUUGUCUUUAUAACUCAAAAAACAAACAGGGGACUUGGCUAUAUAUGUGUGUCUGUGUAUAUGUGUGUGUGUAUUGUGUAGUACAUGUUGCUUUGUAUUUGAAGAUCUCUUAGUUUGGACUCUAAGCCUACAAAGAACCCAUCUGGAGAAAAUGGAUGAAAGGACCUAAAGUUCACCAAAGCCGCUAUGUUUAAUUUUAGGUACUUGGUACUGCUUCAGAUAAACUUGCAGGGUAACAGAACGCUUAAAGUGGAACUUUGAUUUUGACAGAAAUGAUGCCCUAAAGUUGUGGUUAUUAAUUGUUUAGGUAUAUAACUGUUGAGCUCAGUACUGGGAUAUCAGUUGUUGAACAAUACACUUCUCUUGGCUUUUAUUCUACAGAAUUUUUUUGAUAUUUUUGGUAUUGUGUGUGUGAGCAUGCAUGUAUGUGCAUGCAGUUGUCUUCUGUACUUGUGCUGCUGUGUUUUUUGUCUCUUCAGGUUUUAAGAAGAACUCAGUGCUGUUGUACUUGCUGUUGCUGAAGACAAUGUUUAGAUUAACUUUACUGGGAAUAACACAGAGUUAAGCAAUGAAAAUUUCAAAAUACAGCAUCCUUUCAUUUUUAAAAACUUUAAUAAAAAGUUUUCAAUAACACUUGUGUAGAAUAGUUGUCUGUGAAUCAGGUUUUCAUAAUUUGUAUAUAUGUAAAGUUAAAGAACAUUUUUGACAUGUAGAAAGAGUAAAGAGACAAGAUUUGGGUAAAGAACAAAACUUGACUACCCGAUUACCUGAAGAAGGAGCAGGGGGAUAUUACUGUGAAAUACACUGAAAUGUUAAAUGAUUUGCUAGGAAAUUGUGUCCCUACUAUUCUUCUUUGUUAAAGGACUUAAGGAACACUAAGGGAUAGUAAUACAGGGUCUAACAGUGGAUUCUUCAAGCCUAGAAGCUUGCCUUUGACUAUGGCCAGUAACAAAUGCUUACUGAAACAGUAUAUAGUAUAUAGCCAUGGCAGCUAUAGAGCGGUCUGUAGUGAUCUGCCAUGGAAUUAUCAAUGGGCUUAUUGAGUCAAAGGCUAUAUUUAAAGAUUAUUGUGUAUAAAGUCUACUGAAAAUUAUAUUAAAGCCAUGGAACUGGAAGCAGAACAUACGUUUGUAUCUGGCGUCGUAACUGAGCAUACAGCCAUCUCUUCUUUCUCCCUAGCCCCAAUAGCUCUGCCUGUUAGUGGAUCUUAUACAAAUUGGGUGUCUGUUGUCUGUUUGUACUUAAAAUUUCAUGGAAGCUGCUCCUUUUGCUUCUUCUGUUUCUAAACUGUUAAGGACAAGGAUGCAUCUUCCUUUAGAUCCUGUUGUAGGCAUGAUUAGUAUUUGGAUUCACUAACAGAAUCUGCCAGAAUCUGCCAGAAUCUGCCAGAAUCUGCCAGAAUCUGCCAGAUAGGCAGAAGGCACAUUGCUUCCUACAUCUCAUAAAAUAUUUAACAGCAAAUCAUGUAGAGAGUUUGUGUAUUACCAAAUCCUCUUUAUUUUUAUACAAUGUUAUAUAGAACAUGCACUCUAUGAAACUAACAAAUACAUGCGCUGGUGUUCCUUUGAUGUGUUCUUUUACUUAUUCUGAAGUCUGAACUGGGCUUUCUAGCUAAGAAAACUGAAGUUUCAUAUGGUGUCCCAUGGACACAAAAUAUCUUAAGUGGUACAGAGCUUGAUGAUUUUUUUUUUUUCCCAGUAGCUUGUGUGCUGCUGUCUUGUUUACUACCUAAACUCAAUGAAAUUAAAUAGUAGAAUCUUAAUUUGUCAAGUCAUGGCACAAUUACAAUUCCAUCUCUCUCUC
Struthio camelus australis is the source of this 3224-nucleotide messenger RNA. NCBI's taxonomy places the organism in Eukaryota, Metazoa, Chordata, Aves, Struthioniformes, Struthionidae. The record is from RefSeq and is a predicted model, not a curated record.